Messenger RNA from Staurois parvus, 2245 nucleotides. The record is from the annotation of a GenBank genome assembly. Lineage: Eukaryota; Metazoa; Chordata; Amphibia; Anura; Ranidae.
UUGACCCUUCCAUUUCUCUUCUUUAAUUACAGCUGUGCAGUCUCGUUUCCUCCAGGAGCCUGCCGACCAGACGGUGGUGGCGGGGCAAAAAGUGGUUUUGACGUGCGUGGUGCUGAACUACUCCGGGAUCGUGCAAUGGACAAAAGACGGCCUAGCCCUGGGACUGGGGAACCUAAAGAUCUGGCCUCGCUAUCAAGUGGUGGGAAACGUGGAUUCUGGCCAGUACAACCUGGAGAUCACCAACGCCAGCAUCUACGAUGACGCUAACUUCGAGUGCCAAGCCACAGAGGCCGCCCUACGGUCCAAGGGAGCCAAGCUGACCGUGCUGAUUCCCCCGGAGGAUCCCGUCAUAGAAUCGGGCUCGGACACCCUCCUCCUGAGAGCCGGGAUCCCCUACAACUUGACCUGCCGAGCCGAAAAAGCCAAGCCAGCGGCCAGCAUCGAGUGGCUCCGGGAUGGAGCCCUGCAGGAAGGAUCCGUCACCACCACGAUGGUGUUGGUGGAUGGAAAACUUGAAACCACCGUGAGCUACCUGUUGAUAGUCCCUACGGACCAAGACAUUGGCCGGAUGUUCACGUGCAGGACUUCGAACUACGCUAUUCCGACCGGCAAGGAGACCACGGUCAAGCUGGACGUGCAUCAUCCACCAACGGUCACCCUAUCUAUCCAACCGCAAACCGUGCUGGAGGGCGAAAGGGUCCGCUUUUCCUGUAUGGCCACUGCCAAUCCAACCAUCAAAGGAUACAGGUGGGCCAAGGGAGGCGUGAUCAUCGAGGGAGCCAAGGAGAGCACAUACGAGGCGCAGGUGGAUUACACCUUCUUCACGGAGCCCGUCUCCUGCGAAGUACACAACGAAGUCGGGAGCACCAAUGUCAGCACCUUGGUGGAUGUCCAGUUCGCCCCGCGUAUUGUGGUCGAGCCCAAGCCUACCGUGACGGAUAUCGGCUCCGACGCCACGCUGACCUGUUUUUGGACCGGAAACCCUCCUCUGACCUUGACGUGGUCCAAGAAAGGAACGGAUGGGGUGUUAAGUAACAGCAACCAGCUCUUUCUGAAGUCUGUACGUCAGGAGGACGCCGGGCAGUAUAUAUGCAAGGCCAUCGUCCCGCGUAUCGGCGUGGGGGAGAGGGAGGUGACGCUCAUCGUCAACGGUCCCCCGAUGAUCACCAGCGAGGGGUUGCAGUACGCUGUGCGCGGCGGAGUCGGAAAAGUCGAAUGUUUCAUCGGAAGCACACCGCCUCCAGACCGCAUUGCCUGGGCAUGGCUGGAGCGGACCAUGGAAAAGGGAACGGUGGACAGGUAUACUGUAGAAAGGACCAAAACAGAAAACGGCGUGCGCUCCACCCUGACCAUCAAUAACGUCAUGGAGUCGGACUUUCAGACGACAUACAACUGCACAGCAUGGAACAGCUUUGGUUCAGAAACUGCCAAUAUUAAACUAGUAGAGAAAGAAGUUGUCCCGGUGGGAAUCAUUGCCGGAGCGACCAUCGGGUCAGGCAUCCUGGUCAUCAUAUUCUUUGUCUUCUUCAUUUUCUUCCUGUACAGACGUCGUAAAGGCAGUCGUAAGGAUGUGACACUGAGAAAACUGGACAUCAAGGUGGAGACCGUAAAUCGGGAACCUUUAACCAUGCACCCAGACAGAGAGGAGGACACAUCAAGCGUUUCCACCGCAACAAGGGUCAUGAAGGCUAUCUAUUCAUCUUUUAAGGAUGACGUGGACCUCAAACAAGACCUACGUUGUGACACCAUUGACCGAGAGGAGUACGAGCUCAAGGAUCCAACCAAUGGAUAUUACAAUGUCCGAGCUCAUGACGACAGGCCGACAUCCCGAUCUGUGUUGUACGCAGAGUACCGUAAUCCUGGACCGGCGCGAUUCGAUGCUCGUCCUUCGUCUCGUCUUUCUCACUCCAGUGGCUAUGCCCAGCUGAACACCUAUAGCCGGGCUCCUACUUCAGAUUAUAGUACAGACCCUACUCCCACUGUUACCUCUGCUACUACAGACACCACCAGUCAACUUUCCUACGAGAACUAUGAAAAGUUCGGGACACAUGCUUUCUCAACUAACACUGGAUACCCCACAUACAGGCUCGGUUACAUGCAGCCAACCACAACAGGUAUGGAUCGAGGACCUUAUGAUACUUUUGACCCAGUGGGGAAGUUCACAGGAGCCACCCGUUUCUCCUACACAUCCCAGCAUUCUGACUAUGGACAGAGGUUUCAACAAAGGAUGCAGACACAUGUCUGA